Daldinia childiae is the source of this 537-nucleotide messenger RNA. RefSeq lists its product as uncharacterized. Bases 1 to 537 code for a protein of 178 amino acids. The transcript has 3 exons. NCBI's taxonomy places the organism in Eukaryota, Fungi, Ascomycota, Sordariomycetes, Xylariales, Hypoxylaceae. The record is from RefSeq and is a predicted model, not a curated record.
AUGUUCGGAAAGACACGUAUCCCGCCCUACACUCCGUCGGCGAGCGACGUGGUGCGCCGUCAGUACAUUGAGGAUGAUAAUGGCCGUUACGUAUGGUUUUGGUAUACUCGGACAGGCGUGAUUGUCAAAUGGUCACUGUUCCUGGGCAUCUUGCUCCUACUGAUGCUAUACCUCGUCCUCGGCCGCAUGCACGCCAGGAAGCUCAUCCGGCAAGGCAGGAAACCAAUGGCUUACCACGGCUGGCUACUUUCCCGCCAAGAGAGAGGCACCGUCGACCCGCAAUAUGCUUGGCCGCAAGCUUCCUACACAACUUACCAACAAAGACCGGGUUACGGAGCCCCUAACUAUGGCAUGCACCAUAUGCCCCCACCCGUCUACGACCCUAACAACCGCCCCCCGAUGUAUGAAGGAGGCCCGCCGCCGAUGGGAAGCACUAAGAUCGAUCCCAUGCAGACUGGUGUAGAGCAAAUGCGACAACCCACUGGCGAUGACUAUGCGCCGCCUCCUGGACCGCCGCCAUCUGCUGCGCAGAGAUAG